AUGGAAUGGCUGGCUGCUUUCGAGACGCGGGCUCUUGCGGACGCUGCCACUCACGCUGCACUGGUGUUUUUCGCAGAGAACUACCAGUCUCCACCGUCGGAGGAGAUAAUCGAGCUGCUUGUCCCAUGGCUUGAUACCGUCCCAAGGAUAGAGUGCAAGUCGAUUGAGCUCACUGCCGCUGUCCGCCAGAUGCUCGAGGAAGUGAAACUGCGAGGCACUGACAUCGAGAAUGUCAGUGCUGCGACGAGUGCUUUUGUCGAAGACUGGCUCACAAAACGUUCGCGACUUUACCGAAAACAACGAUGGGACUUCCACCCGUACAGUGACGAGAGCGAGACAAUGGGCCGCUUGCUCUACACCUGGACGUUGACGACGAGAGGCAAGAGUGAUCACGCGGAGCUCCAGAAGCUGUGCGGGGUCACCACCAAGUCGUUCCCAGCGUUUUCGGAGCAGCAUUCCGCGGUGUCUUUGUGA
Molecule: messenger RNA, 474 nt
Organism: Selaginella moellendorffii
Lineage: Eukaryota; Viridiplantae; Streptophyta; Lycopodiopsida; Selaginellales; Selaginellaceae
Exons: 3
Coding region: 1-474 (157 amino acids)
Source: RefSeq, a predicted model, not a curated record